Molecule: messenger RNA, 2906 nt
Organism: Candoia aspera
Lineage: Eukaryota; Metazoa; Chordata; Lepidosauria; Squamata; Candoiidae
Gene: TLR4
Product: toll like receptor 4
Exons: 3
Coding region: 205-2748 (847 amino acids)
Biological process (GO): toll-like receptor 4 signaling pathway; inflammatory response; immune response
Cellular component (GO): plasma membrane
Molecular function (GO): lipopolysaccharide immune receptor activity; transmembrane signaling receptor activity; protein binding
Source: RefSeq, a predicted model, not a curated record
CUAUGGCUCAGCAGGAUAUGACAUUGAGAACUGUGUGCCGAGAACAUCGGUAAACAGCUUUCUUUUUCAUUUUACCUCCUUCCUCCAGAGCUUGCCUCUUUGUUUCCAUAGCCAUGGAUUUUACUGGAUUUUGCACAGUUAAGACCACCUGCCUUCGUUGAGGUUCCUCAUCCUCUUGAACAAUCUCCAUGUCUUUUCCCCUGGAUGGGCCUAUUUCUGAAGAUGCCCAGGAAGGGUGUGAUCUCACCAGCAUGUAUCACAUUCUCCUUGGCUAUGCUUCUUGAGCUGAACUUGAAAACCAGGAGCCUCAAUCCCUGUUUGGAGGUAAUCCCAGGCCACUCGUACAGAUGCAUGCAGCUGAAUCUCACUAGAGUUCCUUCUGGUAUUCCAAACACCAUCCAGACCUUGGAUCUAAGCUUCAACCCACUGAAAAUCCUAUCCUCAAGUUAUUUCUCAUCAGUUUUUGCUCUAAGGUUUCUGGACCUCACUAGGUGUCAUCUCUGGAAGAUUGAAGAUCAUGCCUUUGUGGGGCUCAAUAACCUUUCGGUCUUGAUCCUCACAGGCAAUCCUCUUCAGAUCUUGGGGCCGAAGGCUUUUCACAAUUUGCCCUCUUUGCAAAGACUGAUAGCUGUAGAAACCGACUUGUCCUCAUUGGACAGCUUGCCCAUUGGACACCUGACUUCUCUUCAAGAGCUAAAUCUGAGCCACAAUCACAUUGCUUCCUUGAAACUCCCUGUAUAUUUCUCCUACCUAAUAUUUCUUCAGCAUCUGAGCUUCCAAUUAAAUAAGAUCACCUCCAUCUCGGUAGGAGAUCUAGACACCUUAUCAAGCCAGAACCUGACACUGGUGCUCUCUAGAAAUGACAUAAAAUAUAUUGAAUUAAAUGCCUUUGCAGGAGUUCACCUUCAGCAAUUGUUUUUGAGAUCCUGCUUUGAGAAUAGCAUUGUUAUGCAAGCAAGCAUCCGGAACAUGUCUGGAUUGCAUGUCAACAGUUUAGUGUUAGGAGAAUAUAGGAACAUCCAUAGAUUGGAAUCCUUCAGCGAAAGCCUCUUAGAUGGGCUGUGCAAUCUGCAUUUGCAAGAGAUCACUCUUAUUGAAAUACACUCUCUCCAUACCUUAAGUAACUUAUCAUCUUGCAUCAACAAUGUUUCCAUGGUGCGGAUGGUACAUAGCUGCAUCAGCGAAGACUCAUAUUUCCCAGCAAACUCCAACAUUUACCAACUGGAAUACAAGGAUUGCAACUGGGAGGAGGUGCCUGCUGAGAAACUCUCAUCUUUAAAGAAGCUAAAAGUGCUUCGCAUAACUCACAAUAAACAUCUCAGAGGCUUUGAAGUCUACUUUACAGACCUCCUAAACCUGGAGGUCUUGGACAUCAGUGUUAACCGUCUGACAACCUACCUUUCCUGGGUUAGCCUCCUGGAGGGAGCUCCCAAUCUGAAGCACUUAAACUUGAGCUUCAAUUCAGAAAUCAGAUUAAACAUUGAAUGCAGUGGCCCAGCCAAGCUAGAAUAUCUGGAUUUACAACACACCAGACUCUUGUUACCAGGAACUGUUCCUUCUUUUUUCUGCCUCAACAAUCUUAUUUACCUCGAUAUUUCCUACACUGGCACCGAGGUUAUAGCUGAGGGUUCAUUUUGUGGCUUGGACAACCUGCGUGUGCUCAAAAUGUCAGGCAAUCUCUUUGCAAACAACCAGUUGGUUGACAACUUCAGGAACCUUACAAAGCUGCACUUCCUAGACAUUUCCAAUUGCCAACUCAGCCAUAUAUCUCUCAGCAGUUUAGCCUCCCUACAAGAACUCCGCCUAUUGAAUAUCAGCCGCAAUAAACUGCUAGGCCUCCAUCCAGAAACCUAUGUGCACAUCCCUGUUCUCACCACCCUGGAUUUUCACAACAACCAGCUGGCUGCUUUGAUGGAAGAGUCUCUUAAGAACUUGCCUGCUAGCUUGAAAAAUCUGGACCUCUCUGAGAAUCUUUUUUAUUGCUCUUGUGAGCAUUUGAGUUUCUUGCAGUGGGCAAAAAAAUCCUCAGCUCUCCUUCAAAACGUCAAAAACAUGGUCUGCCAUAGCCCCGUGCACUUAAAAAAUGUCCAACUGCUGGAUUUUGACCUGGCCUCCUGCAAGAUAAGUAUAACCACAGUGGUUAUUUCAUGUAGUGCUAUUCUGGUUCUGAUUAUAAUCUUGAUUCUGGGUUAUAAGUAUUAUUUCUACCUAUAUUAUAUGGUGGUGUUAUUCAUUGGAGACAGAGUCUCGGAUGAAAAAGAAACUGUCUAUGAUGCAUUUGUGAUCUUCUCCAGUAAGGACCAGGAGUGGGUGAAACAAGAACUUCAGGAACCACUGGAAGAGGAAGUACCUUAUUUCCGACUCUGUCUGUUCUACCGGGACUUCAUCCCUGGAGUUUCCAUCAUCACUAACAUCAUCAAAGAAGGCUUCCAGACCAGCCGGAAAGUCAUUGCAGUUGUCUCGAAUCAUUUCCUGGAAAGCCGUUGGUGUAACUUUGAACUGGAGGUAGCUCAGUCUUGGCAACUUGUGGAGAGCAAAGCCAGCCUCAUCUUAGUUGUCUUAGAAGGGGUGGACAAAACAGUCCUGCACCGCAGACUGGGGUUGUUCCGCUAUCUGCGGAGAAACACCUUCUUGAUGUGGAAGGACCGGGACAUCAACCGACAUGUCUUCUUGAGGCAGUUGAGAUCAGCCUUGCUUGAGGGCAAAACAUGGACUGAAGAAGAACUUAGCCUGGUUUUUAAAAAGUAGUGUGAAGUCUGCUUUUUCUGCCCAUCUGAGCCAGCCAGUCAAAUUUAGGGAAGCCUUCAAGAAUGGGUGCUCUCUGGAGAAACCUUCUUUAGAAUUUCCAUUUGGGACACAAUAUCCUAAGCUACAGACAGACCCAUUUCUUUGGGGCUGUAUUUCCU